This is a messenger RNA of Mercurialis annua (annual mercury), 734 nucleotides long. RefSeq names its product EG45-like domain containing protein. The record is from RefSeq and is a predicted model, not a curated record. The transcript is spliced from 3 exons. NCBI's taxonomy places the organism in Eukaryota, Viridiplantae, Streptophyta, Magnoliopsida, Malpighiales, Euphorbiaceae. Bases 168 to 578 code for a protein of 136 amino acids.
AGAGCACAUCAACGGCGGAAUUUCCAAUACAGACAGGCCCAUACAGCCGUUUUUGCUACGUUUCUAAACAUUUUCCUUUGGCAAAAUACAAUUGAAUAGUCUUCGUUGACUUCAAUAAUUUCAUAUCUUUUUAUAAUCACCAAUCCCAAUCUUCUACAAAGAUAAAAAUGCAACCCAUCUUCAUCACCUUCAUUCUACUCAUAAUCUCCAAUCUUCUCUCUUCCUCUCAUGCCGAUGUAGGCACCGCUGCUUUUUACGACCCUCCGUAUCUACCGACGACUUGCUACGGCAACGACGAGUCUCAGUUCCCGUCGAAUAAUUUAUUCGCGGCGGCCGGAGAUGGGAUAUGGAACAAUGGCGCGUCGUGUGGAAGGGAAUAUUUGGUGAGAUGUAUUAGUGCUUCGGAGGCUAGUUCUUGUUUCCCCGACCAGAUUAUUCAAGUCAAGAUUGUUGAUUAUGCUCUUUCUUCCGUUUCCCCUCCUUCCGAUUCCGGCACCACCAUUGUCUUAUCGGCGACGGCUUUUGGAAAUGUCGCUAAUUCUUCUACCUCCAUCAACAUUGAAUUCCAACUAGUAUGAUGGAAUUGAAGUGGAGAGAACUCAUGAAGUUGCUGCUUAAGAGGAUGUAAAGUAGUCAAAUAGGUUUUCCUUCUGUGAUUUAUUUGUAAAGUUACUUUAAAUUGUUUGUGUUUUGAAAUGAACCAAAUUUUGUAUCUAGUCCCACUUUUCAAUAAU